Molecule: messenger RNA, 7820 nt
Organism: Chelonia mydas (Green sea turtle)
Lineage: Eukaryota; Metazoa; Chordata; Testudines; Cheloniidae
Product: clumping factor A-like
Exons: 2
Coding region: 6484-7170 (228 amino acids)
Source: RefSeq, a predicted model, not a curated record
ACAAAAUCUGGAUGCUAUACGUGGAGGUUUCCAAGAGACUCAGUUAUGCAAAGUGUACCUGACAAUUCCCUGUACACAGUUUUUUCCCUCCAUCCCUGUGUAUUAUCUUGAUAUGAAAAUUGACAGUGUCAGAUACAAGUGUAAUAAUAAUAAUUUACCUUUUGUGUAGCACCUUUCAUCUCAGGAUCUCAAAGCAUUUUACAAAUGUUAACUAUGCCUGAAACACCCUUGUGAGACAGGUAUUGCUAUUAAACCUAUCUUACAGAUGGAGAAACCUGAGGGACAGAAUGAUGAAGAUCACACCGUGAGUGAGCAGAGCCAAAUGUAGAUCCCAGGAGUCCCAACUCAGUCCUUAUGCUCUAACUAUUAGGCCUUGCACCUUCCUCCCAGAAAGGGAACCCAAUAGAUGUGCUUGAAUCUAUUUGGGCUUUGAUAUAUGUUCAAAGUAGCUAGGGCAAAGGCACAUCUUAGAGUGGUAAAUAUUGUUAAGAGCUUCCAAAGUUUUUCUGGCUCUCUGAUUUUUGGGAUUCUUUUUCAGGGGAAUUCAGGCUAGAGAAGGAAGUCCUUAUAUGGAAUUUCCCGUUGUUGUCUCUUGAGUGAUGUCUUGCUUCAGAAAGUGGUGUGUGCGCAAUUUCCUUAAAGACGACCACAAAGCAUACUGUAUAAUUACUUGCAGGAACAGCAAAGACAGCUCCAGUAAUUCACAGACUUUAGUAUAAACGUACCUGGCUUGAAAAGGUGUGAGGUAUUUGCUACAGGCAGGAGGAAGGCUGCAAAAAAUGUAUUUUCAGUGGCCUAGGAAUGUUUGAAAGGUGCAUGUGGUGGAGACCCUUAGGAAAGUUUCCUACAAUGGUUUGGGUUCCCAAGUUAUUGUAAAAGCUGAAGCAGAAGAGAUUCUUGUACAAGGCUGAUACACUCAAAAGGGAAUUACACUUUAAAAGAGCUGGUGGAAAACUGCAAAACAGUGGUCACAAACAAUCAUUUGAAUACAGAACAGCUCUUCAUCUUGGUGCCUCUUGUUGCUUGCUAUUUACAAAUGCACAAUUUCUUGGCAAAUGGCUACCCUAUGUAAGAAGAGGGAACAAGAUUAGCUGGUAUUCACUCAUUAUUUGUCUCGCUUUUAUUCAAAGAGUUUCAGCCAUGCAGAAAUAAUAGUUGGUGAUGUCCCAUCAUACCUAUGAAAAGUAAUUAGCAAAUAAUUGAAGUCAACAGUUUGUGACUGAUUCUGCAAACAUUUACACAGGUGCUUAACUUUAUGUCGGUGGGGAGUCCCAUUUUGUUGAGUCUCCUCGUGGAAACAAUUGUAAGUGUUUGUGGGAUGGGUCUAUAAUGCAUCUUAUUCUUAAUUAACACUUUAACUAGCUCUAGUCCUGAGCGAGAGUAAAGGAACAACAGAAAAGUCUCCCAGUAUCGAACUCUCCCACUUUGUUUAGGCUUCAGAGCUGGCCAGAAUAUUGUGGGUAAUAAUUGGCAGAUAUGGUCAGUGGCUAAGUGAGAAAAAUAUACAGGUGCUCAGGAAGUGGGAAACUUACAACCAUUUAUUCUGCAUUUCAGUUAACACAAACCCACUGCCUCUGAGGCCUGUCUACGCUUGGAGCGAGGGGAGUGAUUCCCAGCGGGAGCAGACCGAUUCGUGCUAGCUCUCUUUGCACUAGUGCACUAAAAGCAGCAGUGUAGCUGCAGUGGCCCGGGGAGUAGUGCGCAGCAGCACGGGAUAGCCACCCGCAGGGGGUCUGGGAGGGUUUGUACCUCGGGCAGCUAGCCUGUGCUGCUGCUCACCGCUGCCGCCCUACCCCAGCUGCACUGCUAUUUUUAGCACUCUAGCUUGAUGAGAGCUAGUGCCAGUAUGUCUGUGCGGGCUGGGACUCACACCCCUAGCUCUGAAUGGAAACAUAGCCACAAUCAGCUGAUCUAAAGCCCAGUGAAAUCAAUGGGAGUCUCUCUCUAUUGUUGAAACACCUUAAGGAGACGUUUAAAACAAACACACACUUGUAUCCAAUUCUAUAAAUCAACCCAUAAAUAAAAUAUUAAAUAUAAAACUAGGCUUUGAGUAGUUUUCUGAUAGCCUAUGUCUCAUUCUGCUCACUUUAUUCACAGGAAUGAUCCCUCAAACUCAGCAGUAGGCUGCUCAUAUUAAAACGGCAGGCAAGAUUUCUUCCACUCUAUUGUUUUAUGCAGGACAACAUUGCAAUCCGCGGUUAUCAUGCAAGGUAACAAUGUGACAAAGCAAGAUGUAACAUAAAACAAAAAUCCAUCAGGUAGAAUACCAGCUACCCUGUCUGAGUUUGGGCGCAUUUAUUAAAUGGUCAAGUGUUUGAUAACAGAGGAGUGGAAUGGAAUUAUUUUUUUGCACAUCUUUUGAACAGAUUAAAUUUACAACAGACUCCCAUGUGUGCGGUGGGAUUACACAACAUUAUAGUGAGAGGAUGCAAUAACUAUAUUACAAGGAUCUAGGACCUCAUCCUGCAAAGACCUGUGCACCAUGCAAGAUGAAUAGUUUCACUGAAGUCAACAGGACUACUCACAGUGGAUGAAGUUAAGCAUGUGCAUAUCUCUUCUCAGGACUGGGAUCACAGAAGGCAGCUUGGAGAAAAACUACACCAGACAUUCUAUAUAAGCAAAUUCUUAAAAAGAAAAAGGACUAAAAUAAGAAUUAAAAAGUCUCAAAAGCUUUGUUUCAUUGUGGUUGAGCUAUGUCAUAUCUAAAAUCCCAAAUGGCCUGUAGGACAAAGUUUUCUCUCAUGUUUAAUACACUCUAGUUUAUAUAUUUAAAGAUAGAUUCACUUGUGAACUCAUCCCAGAAGUCUACUGUUUUCCCAGACAGAUAAUGAUCAGUUUUGCAUUAUCCUUUGGACUAGACUCCCUCUUUGCCCCUGGUGGGGAGGAGAUGUCAGAAAGGUAAUUUUGUAAACCAACCCCAGCCUUUUCUCCUCCUUCCUUACAUGACAAAUAUUUUUCUAAAAGAAUUACAGCUUUGCCUCAGCUGAAAGAACAGCUGAGCUACACAUCUAAUACAGGACUUCGUCCUAAAUGAAAUUUGCAGCCCAGGUUUAAAUUCAGCUGGAGCUGUGUGGAGUGGAGUGCCAGACAGUAUUUUCAAACCCACGGGGCAGAGGCCUGGGGCUCCAUGAAAUACUCUGUGAGAAUUUAAGCCCUGCUUGUACCAAACAUUUUUCUAAGAUCCUAUAAUCUUGUGGGGGGGUUUUCAAGCUUUCAAAAAGGUUGUGGUAUUGUUUCCUUCCCAGUUACACACAGCAGUCAUAAAUUUAAACAAAAUGAAAACUUAAUUAUAAUAAUAUACAAACCAAAAAGGAUAUAGAUUUCUGUUUAUGACAGAGUAUUCAUGUGUCCCAUAUAGACUUUCCCUCUCCUCCACUAGACAACCAAAUUUCUAUCUUUACGAGCAACUCUAAUCUAAUAGGCAUUGAUCUCACUUAAUUUUGCCCAUGUCUUUUCCAUUUCUUACUGUCCUUUUACAGUUUAAAUAGUUGGACUUUGCUUCUGUCUCACUCUACUUUUCUGAGCUUUACAAACCAGAGUGGUGUGAAAUCUUCAUGAGAAAACUUAAACCCAGGAAAAACUCACUUGGCUUUAUUUCAAACUUGAAACUCAGACUAGGUUAAUCAAAAUAGUAACUAAGUUGCAUGUACCUCCAUGGUGAAGUCUAGGCCCAGUUUUGAGCCAGUACAGGACUAUUUACAAAUUUGCAUUGAAAUAAUGCCAGGCUGAUGUUGUAAUUGUCCCCCAGUGUCGACAGGAAUGUUCCAAUCAUGUUAAGAAAAAGGCCGAUAAUGCGAAAAUAUUCGUCUGGAAGAAGUGAAACAGUAACAAGAGAAAAGCAAGGAGGCUGUUUGUCUUAGAUGCUUUGCUUAUGCUCUACAGUACAAUUUCCAGCACAAGCAUUGUGUGGUCCAGUAAUUGUACACAUACUACCCCAAGUCAGCUGAGUCCCUAGACUGGUCAACAAACACAUGUUUUAUACCUGAGGUUCAGCCACAUUGCUUUUUUUAAUUAAGCUUCUCCAGAGAAUACUGUAGUUUAUGGCUUCAUGAAAUAAAUUACACAGCUCUCAUAAACAUAAAGCAUAAAACAAAAAUCCAUCAGGUAGAAUACCAACUACCCUGUCUGAGUUUGGGCACAUUUAUUAAAUGGUCAAGUGUUUGAUAACAGAGGAGUGGAAUGGAAUUAUUUUUUUGCACAUCUUUUGAACAGAUUAAAUUUACAACAGACAUGUAUAGUCCCAUGUGUGCAAUGGGACUAUACAACAUUAUAGUGAGAGGAUGCAAUAACUAUGUUACAAGGAUCUAGGACCUCAUCCUGCAAAGACCUGUGCACCAUGCAAGAUGAAUAGUUUCAUUGAAGUCAACAGGUAGGUAAUCCUUUCUCCAGUGAACAUUCCCAUUAACUUGCAUAGGGGUACUUGCAUGAAUAAAGACUACACAGAUUUAUUCAGGAAAGAACGCUGUAUUUUUGUAUUAUUUCAGAGAUUAGAGGCUAUGCAUCCACAGCCCAUGCUGGUUUUAGGAUUGGAUACUGCACCAGAAAUCAAACCCAAGGUCUCCUGCCCAUCACUGCAGAGUUUUGCAAAUAGGUGGCUGAAAUGAUUGUGAUUGAGAAAGUGAAAGAGACAGCAGCCAGAUCAUCAGCUGAUGUAAAUCAGUGUUGUCCAUUGUCACCAGCAGAGCGUUGCUGAUUGAGGACCUGGUCCACAAAAUGUGUAGUUUGUUUGUUUGCAUCUACUUAUAAAACUUGUAAAAUAAAGUGAUUAGUGUGGUAUUGGCUUUAAGAGCAUUCACAUAUUUGCACUAAGGACCAGAGAUACUUUAUACAAUAAUAUGAUGUACACGUCUUAAGCGUGUAUACAUCCUCUGAUUGUAUACUAAUUUUAUAGCAUUUACAUUUGAUACAUGUGUUAAGAUUUCUGAUUCAUUUAUAAUCUGUUUCUUCCCAGUCCAUUUAUAUUGUUCCAGACUGAGAACACUAAAGAAGAUGAAGAAUAUCAUUAUACUUCUUUGCAGUCUUUGCAGGCUAAUGCAGUAGCCUGGGCUACUCCAUUAAGUCUCCUAAAACCUUCCUUAGUGGGGACUACAUAAUCAAUCCCUUACCCAUACUGGUGAGCAAUUACUCCCAUGAAUAGUCCCACUGAAGCCACAGGGGACCGUCUGAGUAAGUAACUGGUUGCUAUUGUAGGUAAGGGUUCCAUAUCUGGCCCCAAAAGUUGGAAAAUCAAACAAACUUCCUCUUUACCUCUUAUUGAUCACUUUUAUUUUUAUUCCCUUUGAUUCACAUAAGAAGUCUUCUUUUUAAAAGAUACAUCGAGGUGAAAAGGAGAAUGACAGCAUUGCUGGAGAACACCAAGCGAGCUAUGCGAUUCCCCCCGCCUUCCCCAUAAGCUUCAAUUCUCCUACCUUCCUCCUUCCCCACUUUGAAAAUGCCACCCGGUCUUUACGUCCUCCCAUCAUUUUUAUAAAGUGAUCUACCGGAUGAAAGCCAAAGAAAGAAAUAAAGCCCCUGUGCAGUUUUAGAAAGGUCACUGCAGCCAAAUAUGGCUCAGGGCUCAGUCCUGCAAUCACAGCCAGAUUCUGCUUGGCUGUUACGUGAGUGCUCAGUUCGUGGGGAGUGUACAAAAGCCACCCCCGCCACUACUGCAGACAUACUUGCGGACCUUGUGCUCUCACACAAAUAAGUAGAUUGUGAGGAGAGUAGCUAGGACAUGAGCUGAGCCUUUGGGUUUGUGUUUGGUCUCUCAUCCAUGCUUCUCUGAAUUUCCAUGGGUUUGAUGACUGCAUCUGAGGUUUUGAUUCACCCCAUCUCUAAAGAUAACUUUAAAAAGUGGCAUUGUAGGUGAGCAAUGUGGACCAAGGAAACUAUACAAGUUCCCCACAUUGUUUCCUGCUUCACUCUGUAGAAAAAGACUACACAGGGGAUGGUCUGGCCCUUAAUCCCGGAAGCGUGAUUUGCUACUGCUUGUUUUACAGAUGAAAUUUGGAGGACUGACUAUACCAGUCAUGGGCAACGUUCCCUCUAAUUUUUGACAGGCCGUGUGCCCAAAAUUGUCUUCUGUGCAAAUUUUUGACAGGCUGUGUGCGAAUUGUUGUGCUUCUGUGCUAAUCGUUGUGUGUGCGGUUUCGCCGGGUGCACAGGGUUUAGGAUCUGUGUGUGUGCACGCACGCGCACAGCUUAGAGGGAACAGUGGUCAUGGGUAUUUUUGGUAGUUAAUUGUUCGUCUCUCAUCUGACAGGUGGCUCAACUCCACACCCAGGGCGGAGAUGCUGUUGACAUACAUGGGUAUUUGCAUUCUCCAGAAAAGCUAAAAGUGACACAACAGGAGCCCGAUAAUGAAAGCACCGAUGACAGCAACAGGAAUGAAGUUACUGUAAAUGGAGGCAACACCAGUGGUGGAAUGGUAAAGUGAAGGUGGUGACACUGGAAGUGGAAAUGGCAGCGCUAAAGGUGGAAUUAGUCAUGUGACUGGCAAUCCAAAUGCAAACAGCCAGAAGAGUGAACCCAGAGGUACCGAUGAGAAGUCUGGCAACAUCAGCAGUGAAGACAGUGAUGAAAUGCAUGAUUCUAAUGAACUCAUACAAGGGGAUGGCCCCACUGACAGCAAUGAAUCUGAUGGCUCUGUCAGUCCUGAGAAAGGAUGAUGAUUCAAACCCUGAUAGUGAGAACAAGUGCAGUGGCCAGCAAGAUGAUACCAGCGAGUCCAAGGAAUCAGGCGGCGAGGACCAUGAAAGCACAUUGUUCAGCGAUACCGAGGAUACAGACAGUGACAAUGACCGCAGCGAGAGGGACAGCGGCAGCAGCAGUGACGGUGACCCCAAAUCAGACAGUCGUGAUAGCGACAGCGAUGCCUGUAGUGACAACAAAUCAGAUGGCAGCCACUGUGAUCGCACGAGUGAUGAUGACGGCAAAUCAGACAGCACUGAUAGCACUAGUGACAGUGAAUCAGGUGGCAGUGAAGGUGACAGCAAGUCAGCGAGGAGUGAGCGUGCACCUAAUAGUAAUGACAGUAGUGGUGACAACAGUGGCAAUUCACCCCAUACAGAACUCCCAACGGACCGUGAAUCUGAGGAAAAUGACAGUGACGGUAGCGCAAAGGCAGAAGACAAAGACGGUAAGAGCGAAAGUGAAGGCAGUAAUAGCAAGGACUCAGCGAGUGAUGAUUAGAACUGGGGAAAUGAAAAUCCGUAGUGACACUGACACUAAUUUACAGCAAAUUCCAUUUGCUGUAAGUAGGAAGAGAAAAAGGACUUAAACAAAAACACCAGUAGUACCUAGACAUUAUCUGAACUGUAAUCAAAGAUACUAAGCAACAUUAGAGCAAGGCUAGAAGAAAAAUGUAUUCCCUCAGUGCUGUCCAAUUCCAGUCAAUAAAUGAAAAUAAAUACUGAAUGCAUAUGUCAAAGUAACAUUUUCGGUUGCUAUAAUUUUAUUAAAUUGUACAUCAUGUUCAAAUGAAAACUAGUGAGUGUUUGAAACUGUGGGAUGAUUUAGCAUCAGAAUGUAUCAGUAAGUUAUAAUACUUGAAGAUUUGUAAGUUGUCCCUCAAUCUAGGACAAACCACACAUUGUGGGUAACAUUAUUAUUCAACAUGUGUAUUGCUAAUAUAUAGAUCUCUCUCUCUCUCUCUCUCUCUUUCUCUCACACACUGUCUCUUACACACACCCCUUGCCAUGUGAUAUUCCUAUAUGCUGCUGGUAAACCCACGUUCUCCAUUUAAUGACAGUUGUAUGUAACUUUCCCUCUCUUUUAAUCCAAUCAUUUCAAAAUUGUAUUUUUAGAAGAUGAAAUAUGUAAUCUGUAAAAUAAAGAUUUUU